AUAGCUUAAAACAAUUAACAGCUAUACGUUCUCAGUCAAAAUGGAAAAUAAUGCCCACUCUUUUGAGCAACUACUGCUGAAAGUUGUUGAUGACGGGGAUAUAAAGAAUAUAAUGAAGUUGUUGCGUUUUGGAAUCAGUACAAAUAUUUGUGACAACAAUGGUGAUCCUCUGCUGUUUAUUCCCAUAGUUAAUGGAAACGUUGAAAUGUUAGAUGUCCUGUUGACGUGUGGUAAUUGUGACUUAAACAAAUCAAGUCAGGAAUACAGAACACCUUUGAUGCUAGCUGUAGAGAUGGAUGACAUUAGAAUGAUAAGGCAUCUUAUCAAAGCAGGAGCUAAUGUGAACACUACUGACAAUUUGGGGAAAACUGCAUUACUACUUGCUUUGGAGGAGGGGAAAUUUGAAAUUGCAGAAUAUUUAAUCAAACACGGUAGUGACGUUAAUAGUGUUGAUGACCUGGGCCAGUCAGCCUUAUUUCACAUCACUAGUGGCGAACGACGGGACUGCACCAGAAUCAUCAGGAUCCUUCUACAAUGUGAUUACAAGAUCAAAGAAAAUAUUGAUCAGAUAUCAAGAGAAGAAAUUGCUACGUAUCAAAAACAACAAGAAAAGAGAAUACCUACCCUAGUAAGAAAAAUAAGCCUAAAAAUGAAAAGAUUACCCAGUUUUAGACAGAGUUCCCGGAUUACCAAAUUCUCUUGAAAGAAUAAAAACUAGUGUUUGGAUUUUCUGUUCCAAUGGGAGUUAUUCCACAGCCUUCCCCCUCACAGCUGGGAAGACAACAUUACUUUGUAGACCUUGUUGUUUCGAUUUCGAGAAUAAGAAUCUAUGAGAAAGGGGAAACAAGUAAUGUUGAAAUACCACUGAUGUGUUUCGGUGUUCUAGAAAACAAUCAAUUGACAAAUAGAACAAACUCGAGUGUCAUUGUAGACAAUGAACAUACAAACGUUCCUAGAUGAACUUUUACUGAAACAGAGUCAGGAUAAACAAAAAUAUUCAGAUCCAGGCAAUAUGACAGACUUUAAAAAAGUUAUGAACAAUGUCAAAACAUUAAUCAUAUUCCACAUUAACAGCUGAAAAAUAAAAGCAAUUAC
Molecule: messenger RNA, 1095 nt
Organism: Saccostrea echinata
Lineage: Eukaryota; Metazoa; Mollusca; Bivalvia; Ostreida; Ostreidae
Product: putative ankyrin repeat protein RF_0580
Exons: 4
Coding region: 41-703 (220 amino acids)
Biological process (GO): RNA processing
Molecular function (GO): RNA binding; RNA nuclease activity; protein binding
Source: RefSeq, a predicted model, not a curated record